This is a messenger RNA of Papilio polytes (common Mormon), 918 nucleotides long. RefSeq names its product ragulator complex protein LAMTOR3 homolog (gene Lamtor3). Gene Ontology annotation, biological process: positive regulation of TOR signaling; cellular response to amino acid stimulus. NCBI's taxonomy places the organism in Eukaryota, Metazoa, Arthropoda, Insecta, Lepidoptera, Papilionidae. The record is from RefSeq and is a predicted model, not a curated record. Gene Ontology annotation, cellular component: Ragulator complex. The transcript has 3 exons. The coding region runs from base 78 to 455 and encodes 125 amino acids.
UUGUGGUAUUGUUGAUUUGCUUUUAAAUUUCUUUCCAGAAUAUCUUAAACAACAAACAAACAUUUUUGUUUACAAAGAUGGUUGACGAUCUCAGGAAGUAUUUGAACCAUUUAUUAGAGAAAGUGAAUGGUCUACAUUGUAUUUUGAUAACUGAUCGGGAUGGUGUUCCCGUUGUACGUGCGGUGACAGAAAGGGCUCCUCCUUUAGCUUUAAGACCUAAUUUUAUAUCAACCUUUGGUAUGGCUACAGACCAAGCAAGUAAACUUGGUUUAGGGAGAAAUAAGACUAUUAUUUCCAUGUACUCUAGUUAUCAGGUAAUUCAAAUGAAUAAGUUACCACUAGUCAUUACGUUCAUCGGAAGUGAUAACUGCAACACUGGCCACAUACUGUCAUUGGAAACUCAAAUAGAACCUUUUUUGAAAGAUCUUGCAGCUGUGGUUGCAGAUGCUCCAUAGCAUAUACAGAUGUUCCCAUAUUGUAAUAUGAACAUAUAACUGUGUUAAAUAUUAUAGAAAUUACAUUUAUUUUUUAUUGUAUCAUAUGUAUAACUAAAAUUUUGUGGCAAUUAUAUAAAUGUAUGUACUCCGAGUAUUACUAAGUUAAAAUUGAGGAAAAGAAGUGUAAUUUUGAAAUCGAUGAGAUGUCCUUAUAUUGUAUAAAUUAUUUACUGUAAAGGGUAAGGGUAGGGCAUCUUAGUAAAAUGGAACUGGCACAUGCCAUGAUUUAUUAUUUAAAAUUUAGUCCAAAUUGUCACAUCUAUUUCUGAGAAAACCAUGCAAUACCAGCUUAUAGAUUCAAAAUACAUAAAAUGUUUUGUCUAUGUAGAUAUAAGAUUAAUCUGUCUCUCUCUCUGAUGCCACUUACUUUUUUUAAUCUGUAAAUAUCAUGUAUUACCUAAUAAAAGUGCUUUUAUCAAUU